Ctenopharyngodon idella (grass carp) is the source of this 3184-nucleotide messenger RNA. It is a transcript of the gene cyld3, whose product is annotated as ubiquitin carboxyl-terminal hydrolase CYLD. The record is from RefSeq and is a predicted model, not a curated record. Gene Ontology annotation, cellular component: cytosol. Lineage: Eukaryota; Metazoa; Chordata; Actinopteri; Cypriniformes; Xenocyprididae. Gene Ontology annotation, molecular function: cysteine-type deubiquitinase activity; K63-linked deubiquitinase activity. Gene Ontology annotation, biological process: positive regulation of extrinsic apoptotic signaling pathway; protein K63-linked deubiquitination; regulation of intrinsic apoptotic signaling pathway. The transcript is spliced from 16 exons. Bases 156 to 3020 code for a protein of 954 amino acids.
CAAACGGUUCUUCAAUCUGAUUGGUCCACUCAGCCGUCCGUCAUCUCGCUUCCUGCUUUGGUGAAAGUGAGGCAUUAUUGUGUUUUCGGAGCGAUAAAGUGUCGCACUUUAAAUCGAGGUGAUGACUUUGUCGGUCCGGAGGUGUUCACAUCACCAUGUCCGGCGACGCGCAUCACGGUAGGAGGCGACGACACCCCAAAAUGUACAUGUUCGCGUCCGACUAUAAAGUGCAGGACCACCUGGAAGGAACCAUUCGCCUGCAGCGGGGGCAGCUCUGUCUGGAGCAGGAGGGAGGAGGAGGAGGACACAGGGCUGGGAGAGGAGACUACCUGUGGGUGAAGGUGAUUGAUAAUGGAUCCGUGGUGAAGGUGGACCGGCAGGUGCUCAGUGAAGUCCCCUCGGAUCUGGCUGGUCUGCUGGAGCCCGUCCCUGACCUGGACGUCCGUGUGAAGCUGCUGUCCCGGCCGCAGAUCCUGCAGAGGUUUGCUGCUCUAGCGCUGGGCUCAGAGGUGCGGGUCUUCUGGAACCGCAGCCAAUCAGAGCUCGCUGAGGCGGAGCUUCGUUUCCGCGGCCCCUUGACCAGAGGAAGCUCUGCCGUUUAUUUCGGGGUUCAGCUGAAGGGGUGGGCAGCAGGCCGCGGCAAAUCUAACGGCAACUAUAAAGGGCAUCAGUUGUUCACGUGUCCGGACGCCUGCGGCCUCUUCCUCCCGGUCAGCGAGCUCUCGCUGCCUCGAUCGUCACGAGGCGGCAGUUCCGGCGACCACGAUCGCCAUCCGCACCAGUCCAACCAGACACCAAACAACGGCGUCAGUCCGGUGAACAUCCUGUCCCGCGCGGCAGAGUCCGCGGUUCUCUGCUCUCCGCAGCCGCUCGCUGUCGGACAGAGAGUCUGUUUCACCCAGGACGAGUCUAUCCAUCGGGGAACCGUGCAGUUCUGCGGGCCCUUGCCUAAUCGGACCUCCUCCGCAGUUUACGUGGGAGUUUUACUGGAUCAAGCAGUGGGAUCAUGGGAUGGAUAUUAUAAAGGCACCAAACUGUGCUCCAUCACAUCGCCUGAGUUUGGGGCUUUACUUCCUCUUUCCAAAGUAACCCCAGAAAGUAGAUCUGAACGGUCUCCUCUGGCAGUAACCAAUCCCAAACCACUUCCUAAACUGCCGGCGUUGCCCAAUAAAACCGCCCUUCAGCCUCCGUCGCCCACCCACAGCAGAGAGCCCGCGCAGACACCCUCAGACCGACCCCUCAUCCAAGCGGCCAUGCUAGUGACGGCGAAAAAAGCCCUCCAGCCCCCGUCCUCCUCCGUCCCUAAAGCCGCUCUGAAACCUCCUCCGCUCACCACGCCCAAACCUGCUCUGCAACCUCCCCCUGUCCCGCUCACCAAACCCCAGGCCCCGCCCACGUCCCCAGCCACUGACCACUCGCGCUCUUCAAACGGAUUCCACAACCUCCCCUCUCCACCAAUCGCAGAGCAGAAGGUGGAGUUUGGCAGGUGGUUAGAGGUGGGGUCCAUGGUGGAAGUCAAUGACCCGCCCCUUUUCGGAGUGAUUCGCUGGAUUGGACAGAUCGGCGGCGUCUCGGAGCCGGUCGCUGGAAUUGAGCUGGAUCAGGAGUUGUCCGCCGCCACGGAUGGCAGUUACCUCGGUGAGCGUCACUUCCGCUGUCCUUCCAACAAAGGGCUGUUCGUCAAACUGAGGAACUGCAGACGCGACUCCAGGUUUCCUGAGCCUGAACUGCCCAUUAAUCAGGUCGAUCGCUGCAACUCUAUAGCGUUUGCGAACUGGAGCAGUGAGCGUGUGGAGGAGAACACUCCUCCUGUGUCGGGUCUGGACGCCCGGCUGACCUACGAGGGCUUCAAGAAGGGCAUUCAGGGUCACCUGAACUCCUGCUACCUGGACGCGUCUCUCUUCAGCAUGUUCUCGUGCUGCAGCUCGUUUGAUUGGCUCUUGUUCUGGCCCACGGGACCCGCCAACAGUAAAAGCGCUCAGGAUCUGCUGCGCUGUGAGAUCGUCAAUCCUCUACGCAGGUACGGCUACGUGUGCGCCAGUAAAACCAUGGCUUUACGCAAACUUCUGAAAGCAGAGACGGCAGAUUCUGGAUUUACCAACGAGGAGAAAGAUCCAGAGGAAUUCCUCAACCAGCUUUUCCUGCUUCUCCGGGUUGAACCACUUCUGAAGAUCAGGUCUGCGAGUCAGAAGCCGCAGGAGUGUUUCAUCUAUCAGCUCUUUCCUCCGUCUGUUUCGGCGUCUCCAGCAUCUCCUCUCGUCUCUCCGGUGUCCGUGUGCGCGUCUCCGCCUCUCUCUCCGAUCCCGCUCUCGUCUCCGGCCGCGGCGCUCCAGCGUGUGGCGAGUGUCCAGGCGCUGCUGGAGUCCUCCUUCAUGCACUCGGGGCUGAAGCUCACAGAGGCUCCGUCAUGUCUGCCGCUCCUCAUGCCCAGAUUCGGCAAAGAGUUCAAGAUGUUUGACGCCAUUCUGCCCUCGCUGACCCUCGACGUCACUGACCUGCUGGACGAGGCUCUGCGUCAGUGCAGUAUCUGUCAGUCGGUGGCGCAGUGGGAGUGUCUUCAGUGUUAUGAGGAUGUUGACAUCACACCCGGCCAGUUAAAGCAGUACUGCAGCACCUGUAACACACAGGUUCACACACACAAGAAGCGGCAGACGCACAAGCCGACGCAGGUCAGAGUGCCGCGGGGCUCAUGGGAAGGGCCGGUUUACGGGGCCCGGCAGCUCAUGGAUCUGUUCGCCGUCACCUGCAUCGAGACCAGCCACUACGUGAGCUUCGUCAAACACGGCCCCGAACCCACAGACUGGCUCUUCUUUGACAGCAUGGCCGACAGAGAGGGAGGAGAGAACGGCUUUAACGUGCCGCAGGUGCGAGCGUGUCCCGAGGUGGGCCGUUACCUGAGUCUGUCCGCGGACGAGUUCGCUCGACUCGACGCCGCCUCGCUCCGAGAUCCCGUCCGCCGCUUACUGUGUGACGCGUACAUGUGUCUGUACCACUGUCCUGAGCUCAGCCUCUACAAAUGAGAGUGUGUGAGUGAGUGUGUGUGUGUGUGAGUGUGUUUCACAAGAGGAAAGCAUGACACUGUAAAUAGUUAUAUUUGAAAAGAUGUCUUAGUUUUAACACAACACAGUAUAUGUCUGUUUACAAAUGUAAAUGUUUAAUUUUAUAAAAAGAAUCAUGAAGUUUC